AUGAUUACUCUGAGCCGAGACGUUAAUCACACAAACCAAACGUUACUAAAUAAUCACAAUACUGACAACGACGUCGCGACCAGCGACCAACGUACCUUUAACGACGUUCUCGCAGGUGACGUACAAGCUGUCGUCUCGAGCUCGGAUGUGAAUAACUCGGGUACAGACGUGACGCGUAAAAACGAUCACGAACGAAAUGUACGUUCUGAUGAUGAAUUAGACGGGCAGAAUAUCGACCUACACGUCCAUAGAACGAGAGCAGACAUCGUAGCAGAAGCGGAGAUGUCUCCUCUCAGUGGGAACGGGCGUUCGAGUGAAAUAGAGGCUUAUGAAGCAGAUACUAAAAUGAACGCUCAUAGUGAUCCAAAUGAAAAUUAUGACGAAUCAGACGUGUACGAUGAUAAUACAGAUAUACGUAAGGUACAUGAAUCAGACGUGUACGAUGAUAAUACAGAGUCACGUAACGUACGUGAAACAGACGUAUACGAUGAUCAUACAGACUUACGUAACGUACGUGAAACAGAUCUGUAUGAUGACAACACAGAUACACGUAACGUACAUGAAACAGAUCUGUAUGAUGAUAACACAGACCCAGAUAGUGUACGUGAGACAGAUGUGUUAAAUGACACCGAGUUAUAUCCUGACGGCGACGCCGUAGUGUCGCCCUCAGCAGGAGCGAGUCGCCCGAAGCGCGCGCCGCCCCCCGAGGACGCGGGCCUGCCGCUGUGGAGCCUCCGGGAGCAGGAGGUCCUCAAGCGCAGGAUCCUCGACGGGCUUGGCAUGAGGAGUGCACCUCCCAAGCAUGUGUACAACGUGACGAAGGAGGAGUACGAGGCAGCAUACGCUGAGUACCUGAGGGCUGUGGCGCUGGAGGAGGAGCGGGAGGAACAGCUUGCGGAGGCCAGGUAUAGGAGCCUUUAUCCUGACGACGACCACGACGAACUGAACGAGGACGAGGACAUCGUUGACGGUACCUGGGACGAUGACAAGCAAGACGACACUGCACUUGCCAAGUACGAGUUCUACAGCACGAAGAUAUCGCGGCCAUCCCGAGGUCGUGCUCGUCGCAGCUUACCCAAUGGUGACCGGAUCGCACACUUCCACGUUACCGUGCCCAUGAGCGUGGAUGACAUCCAAGUCGUGUGGGCGAAGGGAACUUUCUUCAAAAAAGGCAACCCCAACACCAGAUCUGAUGACCCGAAGACAGUUUUCAUGCAGCUUUAUCGUAUUGAUGACAUCAAGAGGUUCAGAGCUAAACACAAAAGCGGAGGGCCGGGUAAGGACCAGCUUCUCAGUUCCUUCAACUUAACCGUGACCGGUGAUGAAACUCUCGAAGUUAACAUGACUGAGGCAGUCAAGUCGUGGCUGGAAUCCUCUAAGUCUGACACUGGAGUUCUGAUCCGAUGUCCUGAUUGCAUGGCACUCGGAGUCCAGAUUCGGACGGGAGGAACGUCUCAUGUGCCGACACUGCAUGUGCAGACGCGCCUCUCAGCAACGAGGCGGGUAAAGCGAUCUCGUGAAUUGAGACGAGCUACUCGUGUUAAAUUAAGACAGUUGGGAGACUGCAAAGAUGGUCCUCACGACACCAGGCAUCCGAACCGCUGCUGCAAGCGGUCAAUGACAGUUCGCUUCGACGACUUGCCAGGAUUUGACUUUAUUGCGGCUCCUAAAGACUUUGACGCGUAUUAUUGCAGUGGCAAGUGCCCACCCAGGUAUAAUCCUGCCAAUGAACACGCUCUCCUACAAUCUCUUAUUAACAUGCAAAAAAAGAAAGAAGUUCCACGGCCGUGCUGCGCACCCACAGACCUGAAAGGUCUCUAUAUCCUCCAUUACGAUCACUCUGGUAAAUUGAAAACAGUUCUUUGGAGGGAUGUCAUAGUGACUGAGUGCGGUUGCACCUAAUCUGAGAGUUUAAGCGAACUAUGUUAGAACAAAAACUCAACACUCGAUCUCAUUUAUGCCAACAAACAGUGUUCAUGAGUUUGUUGGUACAAAGAGUUUAUUUGUGACCAUACUAGUCAUUCUGAAUACGCUUUCUGUACCUUUAGUAGCCCUCGUAACCACAAACAUAUCACGUUGGUUGACGAGCAGAUCAUCAACAAAGAGAUGGGGGCACACGAGCCACUGGCUUUCAAAGUCUUCAAGUGUGUUAUCUUCCAUUGGAUACAUUCCAUUAAUAUCAAAUGCACGAAGAAGUUGCAGAUCAAGAGGGUGAGCAUGACGAGUGGGCAAAUUCAGCCUACAUCCAGCACGUGUCUGUGAAGUGCAUAGUUGUCACCUAAGCCUGGAGCUGUCGUAAUGCGCGAGAAGUUGAAGCAUGGCAAGUGAGGUUCUGAAUAUUCAGGAGAAGCACAUCGCGUUAGUUGUUGACUAUAACCAUAGCGAACUUAAUUAGUGGUAGAUAAGCGGAUGUUCCUCUCUAUUUUAUGAAGUUAUUUUUUCGAUUUCUGUAUGUUCUUGCUGUUAGACGAGCUUCGAUACGUUUCUUAUGAUGUCAAUGAUAGUUUUACCUCUAUGUUGAUAAUGUUAUCAGUAUUUAAUUACUAUGUAGACUGUGUAUAAAGUAUCCUAAGAAAUCAUUUAUUUCAUUCAGGUGUUAUUAAGCGAGGUAAUAUCUAUCAGUAUUUUAAUACUUUUAUAUAUUGAUAGAAUUUUUCCUAACUACUGGUUAAAUCUGCAGUCUUUACUUGUUCUAUUAAAACUUCUAGCUUCAGCGAAGAGCUCCUGUUCAGAAACUGAUAUGGUUAAUCAUGUCCUAAGGUCAUGUGAAUCGAGUCAUAAUCUUCUAUUUUCUUAUUCAUUUCAGGUAUAAAGAUUAGUAUUUAAAUCUAAUCCUGUUAUUUGUACUUAUUUACACCUCGAGCACUCGAUAAUCAUAUAAGAUGAAGAAUGUGUCUCUAAUUUUUGCCUGUUCAUCUCAUGGUCUUAUUUUCUUCUUAACACACUUUGUAAACUGUUCAAAUAUUUUUUCACGUGUCAUGUUCUUGAUGUUCAAUGUUAACUUUUUCGAGGUUUACUUCAUUUGUCGCACUAGUGCGAUUAUCAGUAUAGUUUACAAUGGCAAUCGACAAUAUCAUUAUUAUACAGUAGGAAACUCAAAGCCAUGCGAUCAAUUUAUGCCUUUAAACUAACGUAUCUAUAUCAUUGCUAGAAACAUAUCUAAGUAUUCAUGAAAAAUAAGGUGAACUAGAGAGAACAUAUCCUCGACCUAAAGGGCUUUUUAGCAUAUCACUUUUAACGGCUAUAGUAUUGUGGUCAUUAUAUCAUAUCAGUUAUAAGAUUCCUACCGAAUUUUCACACAUUUCUCGAAAUUACGAACCAGGCAAAGGGAAAAAUAGGCAAAUAUUUCCUUUUAGGAUAUUAAUAUCUUGUAUCGCGGGCAUCCUGUGAAAUCUGUGGUCGUAAAAUCAUGCAGUUGCUCCUGAAUCUUCAUACAUCAAAACAUAGAUUUUAAGUUGUUUUAAACUCCGAAAAAUAAAUCGUGAAAAAUUACUUUCUGAAAAGUUACCCAUUGCGUAUACAUUUUAAUCUAUGACACGUACAUGUUCUUUACAUGUUCGUCGAAAACAUGUGCAUGUUUUGUGCAUGUUCUUCGACAGCGAUUUAAAAUGUUAUUUGUGUCAAUUUUAGUCGCUUAAACCAUUUGUUGCCUAAAUAUUUGUUUUACAUUUUUAGAUAUUUGAUU
This is a messenger RNA of Hyalella azteca, 3685 nucleotides long. RefSeq names its product growth/differentiation factor 11 (gene mav). Gene Ontology annotation, molecular function: cytokine activity; growth factor activity. The coding region runs from base 1 to 1902 and encodes 633 amino acids. The transcript has 3 exons. Gene Ontology annotation, cellular component: extracellular region. Gene Ontology annotation, biological process: BMP signaling pathway; SMAD protein signal transduction. Lineage: Eukaryota; Metazoa; Arthropoda; Malacostraca; Amphipoda; Hyalellidae. The record is from RefSeq and is a predicted model, not a curated record.